Durio zibethinus is the source of this 2623-nucleotide messenger RNA. RefSeq names its product putative glycerol-3-phosphate transporter 1. Gene Ontology annotation, cellular component: membrane. Gene Ontology annotation, molecular function: transmembrane transporter activity. The record is from RefSeq and is a predicted model, not a curated record. Gene Ontology annotation, biological process: phosphate ion homeostasis; transmembrane transport. Lineage: Eukaryota; Viridiplantae; Streptophyta; Magnoliopsida; Malvales; Malvaceae.
AAGAUCCUCCCGCUGGAAGCUUAAAGCCGUCGAGCGUUUUCGUUCGUUCAGCUGAAAAACCAGAGAGAACAGAGAGAGAAGAGUUUUACAGGGAAAAGAAAAUAAUUUUGAGGAAAGAAACGCAGAAACCAAAGCAAAGCAAUUAGUGAGCUCAGCUAAACGAGAGCUUGCUGUCUUUGGUCUAUAAGGGGAAGUUGGAGCUCUUCUUCCUCUUUAUUUUUUUCUGAGAGAAUCAAAAUACAUGGGCUCUCUAUGUGAUUUGCCAGCUGAGCCAAGUUAUAGCAAGCCUCGUGGAAUUCGAUUCUUAGAAUACACUAAGAAAGCGAAGCUUUCCUAUAAAACUCAUCAAGCUAUUGUCUUGAUUGUAACAUUUUUGGCUUACACUAGCUACCAUGCGACAAGGAAAACCACCAGCAUUGUCAAGAGUGCCCUUGAUCCCCAAUCUUCUGAUGUAGGCUUGAAGUUUCCGUGGAGGAUAACAUACCUUAGCGCACCUGCUGAAAGCAAUAGGCUUUCGUGGGUUAUAGGAGAUGGUUGGGCCCCAUUUAAUGGAUCUGAUGGGACGGCCUUGCUUGGUGAACUCGAUGUGGCCUUUCUCGCAGUAUAUGCUUUUGGAAUGUACUUCUCUGGGCACUUGGGUGAUAGAAUGAAUUUAAGGAUCUUUCUGAUGGUCGGAAUGGUUGGGACUGGCUUGUUUACUUCACUAUUCGGUGCUGGGUACUGGGCUAAAAUGCAUAGUUUUUACUACUUCCUGAUAGUACAAAUGAUUGCUGGUUUAUUUCAAUCAACAGGAUGGCCUUCGGUUGUUGCAGUAGUUGGUAACUGGUUUGGGAAGAAAAAGAGAGGGCUUAUUAUGGGUAUCUGGAAUGCUCACACAUCCGUUGGGAACAUUACUGGUUCUUUGAUUGCUUCAGCACUGUUGAGCUAUGGAUGGGGUUGGUCCUUUGUUGUACCAGGUCUGCUUAUUGCUUUCAUUGGCAUAGUGGUUUUCCUUUUUCUGCCUGUUAGUCCUGAAUCAGUUGGAGCUGAUAGAGAAGAAGACGAAGUGGAUUUUCCUGGGAAGAUCGGAAAGGGAAUAACAGAGCCUUUAUUGGCCUCAGAUACUGAGCUUAAGGAAAAAGCUGUGGGGUUCAUAGAAGCAUGGAAAAUCCCUGGGGUUGCUCCUUUUGCUUUUUGCCUCUUCUUUGCCAAAUUGGUCGCUUACACAUUUCUCUAUUGGCUUCCCUACUACAUUAGCCGUACAGCCAUUGAGGGAAAAUAUUUAUCCAAUGAGACAGCCGGAAAACUUUCAACAAUUUUUGAUGUUGGAGGGGUGCUCGGAGGAAUCUUAGCUGGAUACAUUUCUGAUCGCUUAGAUGCCAGAGCCAUAACAGCAGCAACUUUUAUGUAUUGCACUAUUCCUGCUCUCUAUUUCUAUCGUAGUUACGGGCAUAUUUCCUUGGCAAUGAACAUAGUUCUUAUGCUCAUCUGUGGCAUGUUUGUAAAUGGCCCCUAUGCUCUUAUAACAACUGCUGUCUCGGCCGACCUAGGAACACACAGUUCAUUAAAGGGAAACUCAAAGGCAUUGGCAACUGUGACAGCAAUCAUAGAUGGAACAGGUUCUGUUGGUGCUGCAAUUGGACCAUUAUUAACUGGUUACAUUUCUGCCAAGAGCUGGAGCGCGGUUUUUACCUUGCUCAUGGCAGCAGCUCUCGUUGCAGGGCUGCUGUUGACAAGGCUUGUAGUGGCCGAGGUGGCUGCAAGGAUUUCUAAAUCAAGGUCACAAGAAGGAUGCCAACCAAGAUCUCAAGCUGCGGAACUGGAUGUAUGAUUUGUUUAUAGGGGCAACAAAAGCUCCAUUUUUAUAGCGUGUGCGAUUUUCCAUUUUUCUUAGUUCUAAUUAUAAAAUGAAGAGGGAAAGUCCUUCUAUUAUGACUUGGGCAAGGAGAAGAUUUUUGUAACCGUCUCUAUGAUGUUAGUUUGAUUAUCAUGGAGUUUUUAUUAACUGUUUUUCCUUUAAGUUGGAGAAGCAGAAAUGAGGAGAAAGGGCAGGGUGAGAGGAUUUCCCAGGUCUAUCUGUAUGUAAAUUUUGUAUGCUAUAUUAUUUUCAGCGGGCAUCAUUCAGUAAUAUUGCUUAUUCAGAAUUUCACAGCUUUAUUUUUUAUUCGGAAGAGAAAAGUCCAGACAAAUAAGAAUACGAUUACUUAUAGGCAGAAUCUGCUCUAAAAUGAAACAUAAAAGCUAAAUGGUGUUGCGCUUACUGUUAAAACAAAAGGGUUGUCUAUGUUUCUCUGUAACAGGAUUCCGGGAAAGGAAAUCUGAAAUAUCCAUGAAAACAAGUUUGGAAGUGGAGUCUCGUUUAGGAUUGUUCAGGUUGCAGGUAUUCAGCGUAAGACAACUUUCGGCUGAAAAAAGGUGAUGUCCAGAUUCGAAAACUGGUCCAGAGCGGUGCCCAUAUAGAUGUCUGAAAGCUGAAAAGGUACAAAAUGUGCAUAUGUACGGAGAUGGAGUCGGAGAAAAUUGGUCCACACGAAGGAAAUAGCUCCACUGUCCAUGCAUUUCUCGACCAAACGCUGGACCACCCCUCUUGAAUUUGACAAAUCUAAGCAUCUAAAAUGGUUGCUAUCAGAUUUGCAAAAAAAAA